Bradysia coprophila is the source of this 2323-nucleotide messenger RNA. Its product is annotated as nose resistant to fluoxetine protein 6-like. The record is from RefSeq and is a predicted model, not a curated record. Gene Ontology annotation, molecular function: acyltransferase activity, transferring groups other than amino-acyl groups. Lineage: Eukaryota; Metazoa; Arthropoda; Insecta; Diptera; Sciaridae.
ACUUUCGACAAAUAUACAAUAGACAUGGCUAAAUAUUCGAUUAUCAUUUUAAUGUGUUUCUGUGCAGUACUCGAAUCGCAAGCAGCAAAUCGCUACGUUGAAGUCACACAAAGUUUACAGCAAUCACGAAGAAAAUUGGAUUUCAAUUUCAACUUUAACACAAACAUAUCCAGCCGUCUGUGCAACACUCAACUCGCAGAAUCGCAAGACAGCUUUGAAAAGAAUGAACUGUGGGCUAGACAGAUCCGGGACGCAUGGGGUAAAGUACCGUCAGGAAUGCUGUCGGGAAACUAUUUUGAUCUGGGAAACUUUGAUCAGUGUAUCGAUGUUCGACAUUAUUCGAACGAAGUGGGAGUUAUUGCUGGACAGCAUUGCACUUUGAUGAUUCCGUACGACUUGGGACUUAGCGCUGAGCCAAGAUUAGCAACGCCGAGUCGAUCAACUGACGUCAUCCUCCGUGUUGGAAUUUGUGUUCCACAGUCAUGCUCGCCGGAUGAAGUGCGAAAGUUUACCGAGGAAGCCCUUGUCGAAAAUUUUAACUUAACUUUGGAGGCGUCCUACGACCAAGACAUCAUGUGCAGUGCUCGUGAUCGCAAUCUAACUUACGUUAGUAGUGGUGUCCGCGUGUUCGCUAUUUCCUUUUUUGCCUUUAUUCUACUGUUGGUACUGGCAAGCACAAUAUAUGAAAUCGUUAGCAACAUCAUGGGCACUAAGGUGAACGUUGCAUUGAACGCAUUUUCCAUUUACACGAAUUCCAAAAUCAUCUUGACGAUGAAGCCUCUGAUGCAGAAAGAGAUGAUGUUUCUGCACGGUAUUCGAUCGAUCGCAAUCAUAUGGAUAGUUUGGGGACAUGCGUUUUCGAUCGACUUCUGGAUGGCACCGUUGAUGAACGCAAAAGGAUUGCUGGACCAAAGUGGCCAUCCAGUUGCGAUGAUUAUGUUUGCUGGAUAUUUGGGAGUUGAUACAUUCUUGGUACUGUCGUCCUUGCUGAUGUCGAUGAGUGUGUUCAGGGAACUCGAUCAAACGCGUAAGAUUAACAUCCCAGUUCUGUAUUUAAAGCGUUACUUCCGAAUCACGGUCCCGUUGGCGGCAGCAAUCCUAUUUAACGUCGGUAUCUAUAUGAAUUUGUCGGAUGGCCCGUUUUGGAAACCCGUAGGCGAUAAGUUGACAAUUUUCUGCGUUGAUGGAUGGUGGACGAAUUUAAUUUACCUUGCAAACUAUCUGCGGCCGGGACAGUUGUGUUUUGGUCACAGUUGGUAUUUGAUGGUUGACAUGCAGCUGUACUUCCUUUCACCAUUAGUUUUGUAUCCAAUUUGGAGAUGGAAGAAGAGAAUUGGUUUGAUGAUUGUGCUGAUUUUCGCCGUAGCAAGCAGCUCCGUCAUCUACAUAAUUGUCAUGUAUUUGAAGCACGAUUUUCGCACAUCUUUAAUGUCAGACACAGGCUCUCUGAAGGAAGUGCUGGUGUACACAACACCAAUUGGACGGCUCGGCUCAUGGAUGAUGGGGAUACUUGUCGGUUAUUUGUUACAUUUGUGCGAGGGUAGAACGAUCACAAUUUCAUCGAAACUGGUAUCGUUGGGAUGGUCUCUUACUACAUUGCUAUUUUUUACGGUAAUUUUCGUACAGUAUCCAUUGCGACAAGAGAACUAUCUUAACAAUCCAUUAAUUGCCGAUGCGCUCUACGAUGCAUUCAAGCCAAUUGUUUGGGGAUUGGUGAUUGGUUGGAUUAUCAUAGCGUGUUACUUGUCACACGGCAACAUAAUUAAACGAUUUUUAUGUCUCUCCUUGUGGGCUCCAAUUAGUAAACUCUCAUUUUGCAUUUACCUAAUGCAUCUACCGGUUCAAGCUUACUUUUUGGCUACAUUACGAAGUCCUGUCUACUUCACACCCACUAAUGGACUGUAUCGUUUCUACGGGAACUUUACCAUGUCUUUCUUUUUAGCAUUGGUUUGGGCGCUAAUGUUCGAAUAUCCAUCAUUAAAGAUCAUUACCGUUCUCUUGUCCCAACGGAAAUACCGGCAACAGAGGGAAAAUCAUUCUCCUGCCGCAGUUCAAACUCAAUAGCAGUUCUAAGAUUAGUAUCUUAAGUGUUACGAAAAAUGAAUCUUUGAGCGUCAAAGCUAGCAUUUUGCACAUUUUGAUGUACAUAAAAUGUAAUAAAUAUGGCGAAGACCAAGUACGAUGUUUUGGUACUAAAGUCGAGGGGCGGAUAAACAAGAAAAUCCUCUGUCAACCAAAAAUACUUAAGAAAUUGUUAAAAGCUAGAAAAUCCUUAAAAUCCUUUUGCUAAAGCUUAAAAUUUUGCAAAAAUCAAUCCUUGAAA